Galeopterus variegatus (Sunda flying lemur) is the source of this 3852-nucleotide messenger RNA. RefSeq names its product myeloid cell leukemia 1 (gene MCL1). Gene Ontology annotation, cellular component: mitochondrial outer membrane. Gene Ontology annotation, molecular function: protein homodimerization activity; channel activity; protein heterodimerization activity. The transcript is spliced from 3 exons. Gene Ontology annotation, biological process: release of cytochrome c from mitochondria; mitochondrial fusion; extrinsic apoptotic signaling pathway in absence of ligand. NCBI's taxonomy places the organism in Eukaryota, Metazoa, Chordata, Mammalia, Dermoptera, Cynocephalidae. The record is from RefSeq and is a predicted model, not a curated record. Bases 75 to 1121 code for a protein of 348 amino acids.
ACUCUUGACUUCCGCUUUAAAUAAGGAGUCAGGGCCUUCCCCGUUUUUCUCCCAGGCGGCGGUGGCGGCUGGCGAUGUUUGGCCUCAAAAGAAACGCGGUAAUCGGACUCAACCUCUACUGUGGGGGGGCGGGAUUGGGUGCCGCCGCCGGCGGUGCCACCCCUCCGGGAGGGCGGCUUUUGACUGCGGAGAAGGAGACCACGGCCCGGCAAGAGGGAGGGGGAGGGGAAGCCAGCGCGGAGGUUGGCGGAAGCGUCGGCGCGAGCCCCCCGGCUGCCCUCACGCCCGACGCCCGGAGGGUCGCGCGGCCGGCGCCCAUUGGCGCCGAGGUCCCCGACGUCACCGCGACCCCCACGAGGUUGCUGUUCUUCGCGCCCACCAGCCGCGCAUUGCCGCCUGAGGAGAUGGAAGCCGCCGACGCCAUCAUGUCUCCCGAGGAGGAGCUGGAUGGGUACGAGCCGGAGCCUCUCGGGAAGCGGCCGGCUGUCCUGCCUCUGUUGGAGUUGGUCGGGGAGGCCAAUAAUGGCCCCAGCACGGACGGGUCACUCCCCUCGACGCCGCCCCCAGCAGAGGAGGAGGAGGACGAGUUGUACCGGCAGUCGCUGGAGAUUAUCUCUCGCUACCUUCGAGAGCAGGCAACCGGCUCCAAGGACGCGAAGCCGAUGGGCGGGUCUGGGGCCGCCAGCAGGAAGGCGCUGGAGACCCUACGACGGGUCGGGGACGGCGUGCAGCGCAACCACGAGACGGCCUUCCAAGGCAUGCUUCGGAAAUUGGACAUCAAAAACGAAGACGAUGUCAAAUCUUUGUCUCGAGUGAUGGUCCAUGUUUUCAGUGACGGCGUAACAAACUGGGGCAGGAUUGUGACUCUAAUUUCUUUUGGUGCCUUUGUGGCCAAACACUUGAAGAGCAUAAACCAAGAAAGCUGCAUCGAACCAUUAGCAGAAAGUAUCACAGACGUUCUCGUAAGGACAAAACGGGACUGGCUAGUCAAACAAAGAGGCUGGGAUGGGUUUGUGGAGUUCUUCCACGUAGAGGACCUAGAAGGCGGCAUCAGAAAUGUGCUGCUGGCUUUUGCAGGUGUUGCUGGAGUAGGAGCUGGUUUGGCAUAUCUAAUAAGAUAGCCUUGUAAGUGCAAUAAUUGACUCUUAACCAACUCCAGCCACCAAAACCACAUACUUCUGUGAAAUCAAAUGUAUUUAUGAAGUUGGACUUCAAACUGCCCAGGCUGUAAUCUCCAAGAGUUCUAUUCUAGCAGCCUAGCCAGAAAAACAAGUGGCAAGAGGAUUAUGGCUAACAAGAAUAAAUACAUGGGAAAAAGUAUUCCCCCUGGAAGAGUCACAGUCUGAAAGAAGCAAAUUUCAGUUCAGCAGCAAGCAAACUUGUUUGAGAGGCCAUGGAGAAGGACUUUUUAGAUUUAGUGAAGUUGAUAGGGUGGAAAGACUUAAUUUCCUUGUCUAGAACAGGAGGGUGGCCAGUAGCUAGGCUAGUCAUAGAAUUCAUUAAAUAUUCCCACCAAAUUCAUUAAUUUUCUAUAGUGUUAGAAGCACUAACAAUACCAGUGACCUGUGUAAAAUGGAUCUAAAAGUCCAACUGUUCAGGACUUUUAUACCUGUUCUACUUUGGCUUGGUUUGAAUGAUUCUUAGUUUAUUAUCCUAGUAAUGGCCAAGAAUACUUGACUUAAGGCUCAGUAAUUAGUUACCAAUACGUAAUAUCCUCAAUUUUUAAGACAAGAAAACUUGUAAAUGUAUUUGUCUGUAAAAAUUGUAUAUAUUUUUACAGAAAGUUUAUUUCUUUGAAACAAAGGAAGGAGAGUUUUGAAUUUACAUAGUUUUUUUCAUACCUUUUGAAAUUUGCAACUUCUGUAGUUAGAAACCUAUUUCUUACAGCUUUUGUACUUUGUCUUGCUCAGUUUCUAGAUUGUGUAAAGAACCAAUUGGUGUAAUUGUAUGCAACCAGGUUGUAGUAGAACAAAUCUGAUUCAUCACUAUGCAGGCUUUAAUUUUCCUAUCUGGUUUUGGUAAGUAUUUCUUAGGUUUUUUUCGAAAACCUGGGAUUGAGAGGUUAAGGAAUGGAAAUUAACUUCGUUAUGCAGGUUUUCAAUAAUUAAGUCAAAGUGGAGUUUUAAGGUUGUGGGGGAGACACAUGAUUUACAAAUAAUAGGCUCUGAUUGGGUAGCUACUCAUUGAGUUCCUUCUUCCAUUUGACUUAAUUUAACUGGUGAAAUUUAAACUGAGUUCAUGAGCUCAUCUUUAAAGCUUUUACUAAAAGAUUUUCAGCUGUUCAAAAUGGGGGACUUAUUACCAAUGUGUGUAUAAAAAGAUCACAUCGGGUGGAUGCGAGACAUUUGAUCCCUUGUUUGCUUAAUAAAUUGUAAAAUGAUGGCUUGGAAAAGCAGGCUAGAGUCUGACCAUGGUGCUAUUAUUAGGCUUGCUUGUUAAACACAGGUCUAAGCCUAGUGUAUCAAUAAAACAAAUACUUACUGUUUCAUUUGUAUCAGUGAUUCCCAAACUUUGUUUCAAGUUUUUGCAUUGACAUCUGUUUGGAUUUGAGACUUGAUGUUCUAUUGAAUUUAUCUUUUAUUUCCUGUCCUUCCUUUGGAAUAUUUGCUGCUUGUUCUGUUCCUUCUACAGAUACUUAUAUCAAUUCCUGCGUCUUUGCCCUGCCAUCCCUGUACUAACCCUUUUAAUUUUUGGAACUAGGAACCCCUACUGGGAACCUAAGUGGAACCCCCCCCCCCCAAUCAACAGACCUUCAUUUUUACGAAUCUUAUCCUGUUGGGAGGCGGUAAUGCCUUGGUUGCUGUGAUGUAACAGUCAUGGGGGUGGGAGUUCCUUUUAUUUAGACUGGUAUCUUUUCAAUUGUUUCUUUGGGGGAAAAGAUUCAAGAGUCCUCUUAGGAAUUUUCAGAGGAGAGAACAUCUUAUGUGGCUUUCUUUAAAGUUUCCUUUGCAUUUGAGUAUGCUCAGUUCAAUUUAUAGAAAGAGAUGAGCUCUGUUAAACUUCAAAAAGUUAUAUGAAAACUACUGGUAAACUGAAGAAAGCUAUGUUGAAUAUUGGAACUAGGGUCAUUUUUCUGAAAGCAUAUGCCUCAAAACAUGACCUUCAAUCUGGGGACUUCAGAUAAAAAUAAGCAUGAAUAAAAUGACUAAGAAUGUAACGGGGAAUAAUUGCCCUGCCUGCCCAUCUUGGAGCCAUAGGGUCAUCUUGUUAGAGCUAUUUUUUCCUGUGUAUUUAUCAUUCUUGAUCAGAAGCCACUUAUUUAUAUCAUGUCUGUCUCUAAGGACCUAAAGCACUUUAUGUAGUUUUUAAUUAAUCUCAAGAUCUAGUUAAAGUGUCUCAAAGGCCUGUCUCCCCAUAUCCAGUUCUGGAAAUAAGUGUAUAGAUGUAAAUUGGUGUUUAGGGGCCCCACUUCCCAAUUCAGUAGAUGUAACUGCUGAAAUACAGGAUUCUUAGUAUUUCAGGUCCCGGGCAGUGAGGGAUUUUAGGGGCCCCAUGUAGUCUGGAAAAGGAGAGGGGCAGUUGGUUUAUAGGGAGAGGAGUUAUGUCUAAGUGCUGACUAGCUGGCCAAUCCUCCAGAAUGGAAAGGGAGGGGCUCUUGGAAAGAUGGCUCUCUCAGCGACUUGUGUUUGUUCUGUGCUUCUCUCAGGGAAAAACAUGCAGUUCUAUAGUGUUGUCCAUGUACAUUCUAUUAGGGGUGAACACUUUGGUUCUGGUUAAACAGCUAGUACUUUUUACAGCUGUGCCAGGAAGGGUUAGGACCAACUAUGAAUUAAUGUGGGUUGUAAAAUGUAGUGUGUUUCCCUAACUUCCUGUUUUUCCUGAGAAGAAAAUAAAUCUUUUAUUCAAAUACAA